AUGGGCCCUCAACGUCGAUUGGGAAUCUACAUUGGUUUUGAUUUACCAUCCAUUAUUCGGUAUUUAGAACCCAUGACGGGUGAAACCUUCACUGCACAGUUUGUAGAUUGCCAUUUUGAUGAGACAAUAUUCCCGUCGUUAGGGGGAGAUAAGACUGUUCCAAAUGAACGUCAUGAAUUAAUGUGGACUGUACCUACUAUAUCUCAUCUUGAUCCUCGUACUAAAGAAAGUGAAAUUGAAGUACGAAGGAUUCUGCACCUUCAAAAUAUUGCUAACACAAUGCCUGAUGCAUUCACUGACACAGCAAAAGUGACAAGAUCACAUAUCCCAGCAAUAAAUGCAUCGGCAAGAAUUAAUGUCCAAAUUGGACAAAAUAAUGUGGCAGCCAAUGAACCAUCUGCUGCACGCCUGAAGCGUGGCAGACCUGUAGGUUCAAAAGAUUCAGUUCCUAGAAAGAGAAAAUCAAAGACACAUCUGAAUCCUAAUGAAAUCGCCCCUGAAGAGAAUAUUGGGCAAGACAUUAAUGUCCGAUCCACAAUUCAUGAUUCUGUGACUACAGAAGAGGAAAAUGACAUCGGUGAGACACUAACCCAUGAAGAGGCUCAGGUACCUGAAAAUAAGGAAUUUUCGUAA
Rosa chinensis is the source of this 633-nucleotide messenger RNA. RefSeq lists its product as uncharacterized. The transcript has a single exon. The record is from RefSeq and is a predicted model, not a curated record. Lineage: Eukaryota; Viridiplantae; Streptophyta; Magnoliopsida; Rosales; Rosaceae. Bases 1 to 633 code for a protein of 210 amino acids.